AUGUUUGUAACGAAUAUAGGGUUUGCUUUACCCACAGUGUCUCUGCGGGGGGCCACGGUCGCCAUCACGGGCUGCAGUACCGGUAUCGGGGAACAGAUGGCGUACCAGUACGCUCGACUGGGGGCAAAGAUCCUCAUCACAGCUAGGAGGGAGAACAGGCUGAAAGAGGUCGUAGCAAAAGCGAUGUCUCUGGGAGCCCAGGAGGCGCACUACGUGGCCGGGGACAUGGGGAAGGCGGAGGACUGUGAGAGAACCAUUCAAACAGCCAAGGACAAAUUUGGUCAUCUGGACUACUUGGUGCUGAACCAUGUUGGAUCCAAUCUCGGAUCUGUGCAUAAGAAAAUUUUGAUGGGUAGAUCUUGGGACCAGGACCCUGAUGUAGACUUCUUCGUGGACUACUUGAACGUGAACUUGGUCAGUUACGUCCGGCUGACCUCCCUGGCCUUGCCGCUGUUGAAGGAGAGUAGCGGACACAUCGUGGUGAUCUCUUCUAUUUUGGGAAAGGUGCCGUGGCCAAACGACGGCUUCCACUGUACUAACAACUUCGCGUUGGACGGAUUCUUCAGCUCCCUCCGUGUGGAACUGAUGAAAGCUCAACACGAAGUGUCCGUCACCUUCGCCGUUCUGGGAUUAAUCUGGACACCGAGAAUUGCGGAAACAUUUCAGGUAGGAUGA
Molecule: messenger RNA, 675 nt
Organism: Branchiostoma floridae (Florida lancelet)
Lineage: Eukaryota; Metazoa; Chordata; Leptocardii; Amphioxiformes; Branchiostomatidae
Product: hydroxysteroid 11-beta-dehydrogenase 1-like protein B
Exons: 4
Coding region: 1-675 (224 amino acids)
Source: RefSeq, a predicted model, not a curated record